AUGGUCUUGCUGAUUGAUCUUGCAUUGCAGGUGUUGCCAGUACCAGUAACUACAGCUAUAGUGCACAACAUGUCUCUAGAGACAGCACAUGUUGAGCAGCCAGAGGUGGUGUGUGUGAAGACGGAGCCCGGAGAGGUGUGUGUGAAGGAGGAGCAGGAGUGUGAGGACAGCGUGCUGCGAGGAGUGAGCGCGGCGGCCGCGCAGGCCGGACUGUAUGUUGAUCAUGUGGUCAAGGACGAGCUCGUGCUGGGCCCCGAGGAGUGGCAUCGUCCUAAAGUGCUCCAAAUACAAGUGUGUUCGGACGGCAGCGCCGCCCGCGCCAGGGAACAGCUCGCGAUGGCUUGUUCCGUGGUGCUCGAGCGCCUCCGCGGCAACGCGACUAAGACACACAUUCGGAGACACCAGAGAAUACUCACUGGAAAACAGCCUUACAAAUGUACUCAUUGCGACUUCAAGUGCAAUAAAAGUUCAGACUUACGAAGACACGAAAGGACACAUACUGGCGAGAAACCUUUUCAGUGUAGUCAUUGUAAUUAUAAAUGCAGUCAUAAAUCACACUUACAAAAACACCUGAUGAUACAUACUGGGGUAAAGCCAUUUCAGUGUAGCCACUGUGAUUACAAAUGCACUGAGAAAUCAAACUUAAAAAGACACCGGAGGAUGCACACUGGAGAAAAGCCUUACAAAUGUAGUAAUUGCGACUACAAGUGUAGUAAUAGUUCAGACUUACGAAGACAUGAAAGGACACAUACUGGCGAGAAGCCUAUUCAGUGUAGCCACUGUGAUUACAAAUGCAAUCUGAAAUCAUACUUACAAAAACACCUGAUGAUACAUACUGGGGCGAAGCCAUUUCAGUGUAGCUACUGUGAUUACAAAUCCAGCCAGAAAUCAAACUUACAAAAUCACCUGAUGUUACAUACUGGGGCGAAGCCAUUUCAUUGUAGCCACUGUGAUUACAAAUGCAAUCAGAAAUCAUACUUACAAAAACACCUGAUGUUACAUACUGGGGUGAAGCCAUUUCAAUGUAGCCGCUGUGAUUACAAGUGCAUUCAGAAAUCAACCUUACAAAGACACCAAAGCAUACAUACUGGAGGGGAGAAGCCUUUUCAGUGUAGCCAAUGCGAUCACAAGUGCAGUGAUAGGUCAAGCUUACGCAGACAUGAACGGACACAUACUGGCGAGAAGCCUUUUCUGUGUAGUCACUGUGAUUACAAAUGCAGUCAGAAGUCAAACUUACAACAACACCUGACGAUACAUACUGGAGCGAAGCCAUUUCAGUGUAGCCACUGUGAUUACAAAUGCAGUCAGAAGUCAAACUUACAACAACAUCUGACGAUACAUACUGGGGCGAAGCCAUUUCAGUGUAGCCACUGUGAUUACAAAUGCAGACAAAGGUCACACUUACAAAGACACCUGAUGAUACAUACCGGGGAGAAGCCAUUUCAGUGUAGCCACUGUGAUUACAAAUGCAGUCAGAAGUCAGAUUUACAAUCUCACCUGAUGAUACAUACUGGGGCGAAGCCAUUUCAGUGUAGCCACUGUGAUUACAAAUGCAGUCGGAAGUCAAACUUACAAAAUCACCUGAUGAAACAUAUUGGGGCAAAGCCAUUUCAGUGUAGCCACUGUGAUUACAAAUGCAGUCAGAGAUCAAGCUUACAACAACACCUGAUGACACAUACUGGGGCGAAGCCAUUUAAAUGUAGCGAUUGCGACUACAAAUGUAGAUGGAAAUCAUGUUUUAAAAGACACCAGUCGAAGCAUACUGUGGCGAAACCAUAA
This is a messenger RNA of Cydia splendana, 1779 nucleotides long. Its product is annotated as gastrula zinc finger protein XlCGF26.1-like. The record is from RefSeq and is a predicted model, not a curated record. The coding region runs from base 1 to 1779 and encodes 592 amino acids. The transcript is spliced from 3 exons. NCBI's taxonomy places the organism in Eukaryota, Metazoa, Arthropoda, Insecta, Lepidoptera, Tortricidae.